Molecule: messenger RNA, 7483 nt
Organism: Suricata suricatta (meerkat)
Lineage: Eukaryota; Metazoa; Chordata; Mammalia; Carnivora; Herpestidae
Gene: SREK1
Product: splicing regulatory glutamic acid and lysine rich protein 1
Exons: 12
Coding region: 1544-3070 (508 amino acids)
Cellular component (GO): nucleoplasm
Molecular function (GO): RNA binding
Source: RefSeq, a predicted model, not a curated record
AGACUGGCCAAGGCAGACCUGUUACACUUGCCUGAGUUAGGCAUUGUUUGCCAUGCCACUAAACCUGCCGUCAAGUGAAACCUUCAUUGGGGAAAUGAGAUCGGAGUCUGAACCGCAGAAGAUGGACGCCCUGUCUCUGUUUUUUAUUGUUUUACUUUAAUUUCAUUUCUUUUUCUUUAUUUUGUCCCCUUUUUUUUGUUUUUGUUUUUGUUUUUGUUUUGUUAAAUCUCUUUCACUUUAACUUGUGAGCUGGUUUUCCAGUUCUUUGUAAAUGGUAUUCCAUUAAGGGUUCAUAACAUUGCGCUGCAGAUUAUAUUGGGAGAUGAUUAGCAGAGCUCAAGCUUACGAUAAAAUAAAUUUUCAUAGUAAACUAAACUCGGAUACAGUGUUGUGAAGCUCAGUGAGUCUUAAUUGGUAUUAUAGACUGCACAGGUACAUUUUGUUCUUGAAACACUAAAACACUGGUAGAAUUGUUAGGAACAUUUUGUGAUCUCAUUGCAACAUUUUUGCAGUUUUUCUCCCAAAUCUACAUCUUUUAUAAAAACCAACUGUUAGCUUCUAAUUUUCAUCCUUCCCCCUAGAUUUUUAGGCAUACAGAAUCUUCAAGGAAAAUAAGUAAAUUUCUUAAGACAUUCUAGGGGUAGAGGACAAGCAGAAACAUUUCACCUUUUUGAAUUACUGAUUAUAGAAAAUAACUUAUUUCCUUGACGUAUUAAGGACUUAUACUUGCCUACAUGGGGAAUGGAUAUUUGAGAAACUUGAAACUUACUUGCAUGUAUGUUUCUCUGCUUGAAUUUUUUGAAAAAUUUUCAGAUGUUAUCAGCUUCUAAAUGGAUUUUGAGGAUUAGGACUAGUACUUUAAUUUUAAUAAUGUGAGAGCUGUUUUUCCUUUCAGUUGUCUUUCAGGAGUAUAGUUUGGGAAAAAUACUAAAUGCUUGUUUGGUUUAUACUUUUAUAUACUCUGACAGUAUUUGGAAGGUAAAUUUGACAGAAUUCUAUCUUGGAAGUUAAGCAAUGGGACUUUUUAUUUAAAGGGUCUUUAAUGGUAAUUAGAAUUAAAACAUGUGCCUACCUACGAUUAGACUUAAUAUUUAUAUUAGUUUUUUACUACUCAGGCAGUGAGAGUAAGUCAACCUGUUGAUAAGUAAGUCUUUAUAAUAUAAAGUAUUCAGUUUUCAGCCUGUGUUGAAUACUUUGUGUAGUUUUUCUACACUGUCUUUUGUAAACACGCUUGCUUAUUUAAUUGACAAGUGAUUCUAAAUUGGGGACAUUAACAGAUUGAAACUAUUUAUUUGUUUUUUGGGUAUACACAUUAGGGUAAUGAACCAUAAGAUUUACACCACGGAACCUCAGUUGAUUUAUCAAGUGAUGCAGCCAACACGAACGGUUGUCAUGUGUAACACAACUUUCGAUCACCGCGAAAACACCGUCCUGGGAAAGCGUCCAUGCUUGAUAUCGUUUGGUUCAUGAACAUUAAGUUUCCAGUACAGGUAAAAUUCCAGAGGAGUCCAAAGCCCUCUCUUUAUUGGCUCCUGCUCCAACCAUGACAAGUCUAAUGCCUGGUGCAGGCUUGCUUCCCAUUCCGACCCCAAAUCCCUUGACUACAUUGGGUGUUUCCCUUAGCAGUUUGGGAGCUAUACCAGCAGCAGCACUAGACCCCAACAUUGCAACACUUGGAGAGAUCCCACAGCCACCACUUAUGGGAAAUGUGGAUCCUUCCAAAAUUGAUGAAAUUAGGAGAACAGUCUACGUUGGCAAUUUGAAUUCCCAGACAACGACAGCUGAUCAACUUCUUGAAUUUUUUAAACAAGUUGGAGAAGUGAAGUUUGUGCGGAUGGCAGGUGAUGAGACUCAGCCAACUCGGUUUGCUUUUGUGGAAUUUGCAGACCAAAAUUCUGUACCAAGGGCCCUUGCUUUUAAUGGAGUUAUGUUUGGAGACAGGCCACUGAAAAUUAAUCACUCCAACAAUGCAAUAGUAAAACCCCCUGAGAUGACACCUCAGGCUGCAGCUAAGGAGUUAGAAGAAGUAAUGAAGCGAGUACGAGAGGCUCAGUCAUUUAUCUCAGCAGCCAUUGAACCAGAGUCUGGAAAGAGCAAUGAAAGAAAAGGCGGUCGAUCUCGUUCCCACACUCGUUCAAAAUCCAGGUCUAGUUCAAAAUCCCAUUCUAGACGAAAAAGAUCACAGUCGAAACACAGGAGUAGAUCCCAUAAUAGAUCACGUUCAAGACAAAAAGACAGACGUAGAUCUAAAAGCCCACAUAAAAAACGCUCUAAAUCAAGGGAGAGACGGAAGUCAAGGAGUCGUUCACGUUCACGGGACAAGAGAAAAGACACGCGAGAAAAGAUCAAGGAAAAGGAAAGAGUGAAAGAAAAAGAUAGAGAAAAGGAAAGGGAAAAAGAGAGAGACAGGGAGAAGGAUCGUGAAAAAGAAAAAGAACGGGGUAAAAACAAAGAUAAAGACCGGGAAAAGGACCGGGAUAAAGACAAGGAAAAAGAGAGAGAGAGAGAGCGGGACAAAGAGCACGACAAGGAGCGAGACAAGGAAAAGGAGCAGGACAAGGAAAAGGAGCGGGACAAAGACAGAUCCAAAGAGACAGAUGAGAAAAGAAAGAAGGAUAAAAAAUCCAGAACACCACCCCGAAGUUACAAUGCAUCAAGAAGAUCCCGUAGUUCCAGCAGGGAAAGGCGUAGGAGGAGGAGCAGGAGUUCUUCUAGGUCACCAAGAACAUCAAAAACCAUAAAAAGGAAAUCUUCUAGGUCUCCAUCCCCAAGGAGCAGAAAUAAGAAGGAUAAAAAGAGAGAAAAAGAAAGGGACCAUAUCAGUGAAAGAAGAGAGAGAGAACGUUCAACCUCUACAAGAAAGAGUUCUAAUGACCGAGAUGGAAAGGAAAAGUUGGAGAAGAAUAAUACUUCACUUAAAGAGAAGGAACACAAUAAAGAACCAGAUUCAUCUGUGGGCAAAGAAGUAGAUGACAAGGAGGCACCCAGGACUGAGGAAAACAAAGUCCAGCAAAAUGGGAAUUGUCAGCCAAAUGAAGAAAACCUCGCUACCAAAACAGAAGCAGUAUAGGACUGACAGAUGCACCUCUAAACACACGCUGGAAUAAAAUCCAAAGCUAUUAAUUCUUCCAACAAGAUGUUACACAGUGAAGAAAUCCAGUUGAGUAUAAAGAUACGAACUAACAGCUAUUCUAGUUGUUAGGUGACUUUGUGGCCAUCUUGUUACUGAGUAAGAAAAUAAAGCAUGGACAUCGUGAAAAUAACAGGUGUUACCCAAACUCCUCAUCUUCUAGAAUUUGUGCAUUUCCAUGGUGGCUGACACACUUGUCAUGUGGUUUGUUAGUGUUUGGCAAGAACCAUUACAAAUAAAUGGGACGUCAAAGAUCCAAAUUUAUACUGUCCACAGAGACUGGAGAUAAGCAUUGGAGGCUCUUUUAAAAAAUGGUUGUUACUGAAUUUUGUAUUGUUUUAGUUUUGUUUUUUUUUUUUUAAAUUUCAAUAUAUACGGAUUUGAUGAUGUGCUUGAAAUCGGUGCAAAUAUAUACACACCCUUGUAAGUGCAGAGUAUGUAAGAAGUUUUAACAUUUACUUCACAGGAUUUAUGGUGAUUGUGUUAAAUUCUCACUAUUGUGUUUUCUUUUGCUCACUGUUUAGGACAACAGUUUUUGUUAAAAUAGUUUUACAGACUAAAAUUGCUUAAAAAAUGGUUUAACAAACAACUGACAAUGCAUGCUACUGUUCUCUUUCAAAAGGAAGAGCAACUGUAUUGAAUACUAAUAAUAAGGUAUUCAGUGUUUAGAAUCAUUGGGUCUACCCACAAAGUAAGCAUUUCCUUUUGAACUCUUUUUGACAUUUCCAAGCUUAUUAUGAAUAAUAUUGCAGUGUGUGUUGUCAGCUGUAGGUGGCAAAGGUGCCAUUAUAAAAAAGAAAACUGGGUUUUCAAAAUGGGCUAUGGGAGCACAAGCUGAAGCUUUAGUGCCUUCUACAAUGUGGUAUACUGUUUUCUAGAAUUUUAUAUGUGCUAGUCAUUCUCAAUUCAUACGGAACUUAGAUGGAUGUUCCAUUCACUCCCAUAGAGAAAGUGUGCAAGUAGUGUGUCAGAAGAGCUUCUUACAUAGUUCAUCUAAGAGGAGGGAAGUCCUGUUUUCAAGAAUGACUUCAGAGCUUAAAGCAACAAUGCAGUUUUGGGACCAUCAGUUUUAUACUGUGAUAAUUGAAUAUGAAGCAUGUUCUUACUUUACUUAAAUCAGAGCAAACGCUUUCAUUGUCUCCAUUGGAUGGCCUUAAUUAUUACCUCUUAAUCAUCUUGUAAGUGAUGUGCAGAAAUUAUAUGUAAUGGAGAACACGUAAGUUUAUUUGUUUUAAGGAUAUGUUUACUUGAGUUUAAAGUAUAGGUCAUCCGUUAUUCGUAGGCUCACUUUUUGCAGAAGUAUGCAAGUAGUAAAAUGACAACAUUGCUAAUAUUUCCCCAAAGCCAUAACUCAUAGUUUCAGAAAUCUUUUUAUUAUUGUUAUAUUCCCCCCAAAGUUAUACCUUUUAAUUAGCAUGUUAUUAAAAAAAUCAAGUAUAAUUAUUUUAAUGCAAUCUAAUACAAUCAAAUUACUCCGUUGCCUUACCUCAUGGGAAGGGUUAAAGACUUAAAAAGCUGAGUAGCACAUCAGUUACUUGGUUUCAGCUUGAGUUUUCUUUUAAUGUUAAUACUAUUGAAACUUAAGUAUUUAAUAGAAAAUGGAAAGAAUUGCCCUUAUUGCAAGUAAUGAAGCCUGGUUUGAUUAUGAAGCUGCUUAAUUACUCUUCAUGUGUUCAGAAUUACUGUUUCUUUCUUUUCCCUUUUGUCACCGUGUACAUUAAAAUUUUUGAAAAUGCUUUACUAUGUAAAGUAUAGAUGGUCAUUUUAAUCAUUCAACCACAUACGGUUGGCUGGUAAACAGCUUAUUCUGAUACAAGAAUGCUUGGGUGCAUAUGGAAAGAUUGUGAGUGUAUGUCUUGCAUCAACAGCUUUCUUAUUUAUAAUAUGUAGUAGAAUAGAGCAAAUGUUUGAAUCUCUGUUAUUUUUAGUACCAUUUCUCUAAUAAAGCUAAGUAUUUUAGAGGAGAGUAUUUGUUUAUGCAUUUCAAAACAGCAUCUUAGUUUAUCAUGUCUGUCUUGUUUUAUUGGGCAUAGAAUGAUUUCAACAUGGAGAAUGCACGUUUGUGUGGUGUUUUGAGUUAUUUCUUAUACUCUGGACUCUUUAUGUUUCCUUUGUUGGCAGUUAACAUAAUUAGGUUACUGCUGCCAAUUGUUUUUCUUGCUGAUGAUAUUCAGCUUUGAAAUAAUACUUCUUUUGAAAGACACUGGUUUGUAAAAGGAGGACAUGAACAGGAAUACAGGAGAUCCAGAGAAAGUGAAAAAUGUUCUCAAAUGUGUUUAUGGAAGCAAAAUUUUCUAGGGCCUGGAGGUAUUGGAGUGAGUGUGUGUGAGAGAUAGAGAGAUUCUUUAUUCACUUAUAGGAGCCUGAUAGGUUUCCAUUUAUUUGUUAUUUUCUUUCAAGGUUUUUUUUUUUUUUUUUAAGACUAUUCUUUUUCAUCCCAGGUAGAUGUUUGUCAGGAAAACUUGAGGUAAGGCCAAGAAGACAGCCAUUUUAUGCUUGAUCCCUUUUUAAAUUAUUUUUUUUAGCUUGAUUAUACAGAGAGUACAUUCUGUUCUUUAAUUGUAGUUGCCAUCCAUCAUUCUGGACAACUUCUGUGGAUCCUCUUGUUUCUUUUCAGCAGUGCAUGAUGAAUUAUUUAUAUUAAGGUGGGUCUUCAUAAUGUGACCACUUUCAUGUGUGAAAACAAGUAUAAAUCCUUAACUUCUGUAAUUGUCUCCAUAUUCUCCAUCUAGUCUAAUUUAUAAUUGCAAACACUAGUCAGCUUGUGACUUUGUUUAGAAUUCUUAUAUUCAAGAAUUUCAGUAUAUGCUAUGUUGAUCUUCAGAAGUGUCAGAGGCUUAAAUUUUUGACAUGCUCAAAAAUAAAAACUCAAAUUUAGAAUCCUUUCUUGUCAAGAAAGUAACUUCAUUUGUGAUACUAGUUGUUUGCCAGGACCUCAUUCAUUCCUUUAUAUAUGUUGCUAUCUUUAUCUUAAAACUUUAAAAAGCCCUUAAUCUAAAUCAGCUCUGAAGAUACUAUUUAAUUUUAAGAAUUGCAAUAUGUAGUAACAGGCUUUUAAACACUUAAAAAAUCUAUUAGAAAUAAUGUGACUUAAUAAAGUCAUAUUUUUAUGAUUAGUCUUUUUAGUAGUUGAAUUAGCUAUUAGUAUGAAUCCUUUUGGAGAGAUGCAUUAAAUAACAUUUCAGUGCAUUAUUUCUUAUAUUUUCACUAAAAGAUAGUGUCUGAAGUGUCUGAUUUUAACUGGCUGGGUUAUGAAGUAGAGCCAUGUCCACAAAGUAGUUUCUUACAUGUUUAAAUAUUUUUUCUUUUCACUACCUACAUAUUUAGUAUCCUCACAUUUACUUAACUAGUGUUAUCAUUUAAAAUUGUUCAUUUUCAAAUUUCAGAAGUUAGGGCUCUUAAAAAAAAGGGCUAAAUUAGAUUUCUGGAAACAGUAGUCAAGCAUAAUGUAAGAUAAAGACUUAAAAAAAAAAAGACUUUUAAAAUAAAAUUGACUUCCCUACCUAAUUUUGGGUUCAUGGGUGAAUUUGUUUUUGUUAAAUACACUUCUUUCUAUUGGUGAUUCUGCCUAAAGAUUGUUACCUUAUCUUAGAAAUAAAAGCUAAAGCUGUUGAUGGUUUUUUUGGUCCAUAUUCAGUUAGGUUAGUAGUAAGUAAUUACAUUUCUUUCUAUUCUAUUUUAAGGUAUUUUUAUAUUUCCUAACUAAUUUAUCAUAAAAUUAGUUUAUAUCUAAGAUAACAUUUCUUAAUAUAUUGUUUUUAGAAGCAGGGCUUUAGUUUGUUGCCUCAUUUUAAAUUUACUUCGUAUCUACCUAAAAUUUUAAUUUUGAAAAUUGCCAACUUUUGGGAAACUUCACAUAUUUUACUGCUAAGAUUUAUUUUCCUGGGAUUGGAAUGGAAUAAUUGUUCCCUCCAUUCUUAACUUUCAUUUGCUUGAUAGAUAAUUUCUUGACUUUAUGUGCAAGUUCAGAUUUAUGAAAGUAAUGCUGAAAGAAUUAGAAUCGAAGAGAUAGAGUUCUACCAACUCGAGGCUGUGGUAGGCAACAAAUGGUUGGGGAGCAGUCUGCAGAAGUCCCUGAUUUCCACAGAAGAUUAUGUCUGGGUGUAUUGUGUUGUCAUUUAGGUAGUUCAGUUUAAUGGUUAAAUAUUCUUCUUCUUAAUCUUACAAUAGUGUUCUUUACAUGAUGCUGUGGGUUAUCAAGGGAAGAGUUUAACAUGUAAACAUAAGAUGCUGCAUAGGCCGUGUAUAUUUAUGUGAUUAGGGCUACUUCUAAGUGGUACUAGUAAAGAUUUAUCAAAUGAUGCUGCUAUUGUGUUGCUAUAUUUUUAAUAAAAUGAAAACCUUAAAAUCUCA